Messenger RNA from Podarcis lilfordi (Lilford's wall lizard), 11432 nucleotides. NCBI's taxonomy places the organism in Eukaryota, Metazoa, Chordata, Lepidosauria, Squamata, Lacertidae. The record is from the annotation of a GenBank genome assembly.
AGCGCGCGCUCCCGCCCCGUCAGUGAGGAGGGCGCGGGUGGAGACCGGCCUGCGCGAGAGAGCGCGACUGUGCGUGUGUCACGGCGGGUGUGGGUGUGUUUGUUUCCUGUUGAGCUCGGAGAACUGAGGAGAAAAAGCGCAGUGAAAGCAGAAAAGAGUGUGUGUGUGUGUGUGUGUGUGUGUGUGUGAGAGAGAGAGAGAGAGAGAGAGAGAGAGAGAGAGAGAGUGUGUUAGUUUCCUGGCGCCAGAAGAAGAGGGAGCCUGGCUUUGGGGGGCGCCUUCUCCGCCAUGGGCCACCACUGCCUCCGAGCCUCUUCGCGGCCCCUGCUCCUGCUCUGCGUCCCGCUGCUCUUCGCUGUCGCCCGCGGAGCCCCCACGCCCGGGCCCGGGGAGCAAGCAGGUGAGAGACCUCGGCCGUGGCGCCCCUCGGGGUCAGAGAGUUGUGGGCGGCCGAGGCAGCCGCGGUAGUUUCCCUCGGCAGCCCCGGGCCCGCUCCUUUCCGCGCCCCUCGCCGCUUUUAAACGCCGAUUGCGCGGCUCUCCGGUGUGGACGUGCCCUUCGUGGCCCCCGGAGGGCCCGUGCGUCCUUUCUCCUCUCCCCUUUCCACAACGGCGCCUCGUUUCCGACGAGGAGCGGCGCCGCCGGGGCUUGCUGUGAUUUGUUUUAUUUUGUUAGCUUUAUUGCCCUCUGUGACGCGUUGCCGGGGAUCCGAAGUGUUUUCCUGAAAGUUUGUUUUUAUGGGCGCGUACGCACGAUACCUGGAAAGCCCGUUCGAAAAGCAGCGAUGGGAAUGCGCGGGGGCAAACCCUAUAAACUAUGGGCGUAGCCAAGGGGGGGGCACCUGCCUCCCCAGUCAAGUACUGUAAAGGAUUGAAAAUACUUAACUGAGGUUAUGACCCCCCCAACAUGAAUCCUGCCCCCCAUGUUAAAAUACUUAACUGACCAGAUACCUAGGUCCCGUUCCUCCCCCCCCCCAAAGUCAUGGUUAUGCCUAUGCCCUAUAACCUAAGGGCUGCAAUGUGAAAGGGUGCCUCAGCAAUAUUGCAGAUUGGCUGCCCACCUCACCCCAAAAUGUAUCUUGAAUCCAAGCAUCAUCAUUAUUAUUUAAAAAAAAUAGAGAUGGAAAACUUAUCUUAAAAAGGGGCUUCUUUUUUCUCACAUGAAAGGGGAUUCCUCCUACCACAUAUUCCUGCUUCAGAACUACAGUGGUACCUCAGGUUACAUACGCUUCAGGUUACAUACACUUCAGGUUACAGACUCUGCUAACCCAGAAAUAGUACCUCAGGUUAAGAACUUUGCUUCAGGAUGAGAACAGAAAUCGUGCUCCAGUGGCGGGAGGCCCCAUUAGCUAAAGUGGUGCUUCAGGUUAAGAACAGUUUCAGGUUAAGAACGGACCACCAGAACGAAUUAAGUACUUAACCCGAGGUACCACUGUAAUUUUUUACACACAUGCAAGUUUGAUUGCCUAAGAUUUAUGAAAACUGGUGACAGCUCUAAAAAACUGUACUGGAUUUAGCGGCUUGAGAAAGCACUGGUGUAAUCAGUGUCUGGUCUCUGUUCUUGUUCGUUUGCAUUCCUUAAGUUGGAACUGAAGCAUUAGAUUUACCGUAAGUGAGUAAGGUUGGUUUCUUUAGUCUCUGAAUUUGAGGCCGAGUUCAUUUGUUCACUGAGCUAAUGUUAUGUGUUUGCCAGGCAAUAAAUAGUUGCAGCAAAACUCCUGAUAUCCAGCCAUGUGAUACAGAUUAGUUCCUCCUUAGCACACUUUGAUCACUUGAUUGUAUAAAGAGUGCUAUUGGUUAAUGUGGGAACUUCAGAUCUCUGGAGAAACUGCAAGUCCAAAGUUGGCUGUUGUAGUUCAUUCUGGGCUAUUCCUUGUGUGGUCUUAGGACAACAGGGAUGCCAUUUCUGAAUUUCAUGAUGUGGCAAAUUGCUGUAUGCAAAAAAGUUUGUAUAGGGUUGAAAACAGUAGGGUUUACCCUUAUAAGCAUAAAUGGCAUUGUUAUGGUGCUUGUAAGAAGCACCAUGCCAUAUGCUUUGCAUACAGAAGGUUCAGUCCCCUGUCAUCCCAAGUUAGAAAGCUCAUAUGGUUAAUGUCUAACUUAGUACAGUGGUACCUUGGGUUAAGUACUUAAUUCAUUCCGGAGGUCCAUACUUAACCUGAAACUGUUCUUAACCUGAAGCACCACGUUAGCUAAUGGGGCCUCCUGCUGCUGCCGCUCCGCCGGAGCACGAUUUCUGUUCUCAACCUGAAACAAAGUUCUUAACCUGAAGCACUAUUUCUGGGUUAGCGGAGUAUGUAACAUGAAGCGUAUGUAAACUGAAGCGUAUGUAACCUGAGGUACCACUGUAUAAGUUAUCCUAUAUUUCUGGUGUCAGUUUUCACUUGAGUAAUAUACAUGAUAGGAUAUGGCUAUAGCAUUGCUUUCAUAGUUUACCUCAGUCACCUUCAUUGACUAGUUCAUUUGAACUGUGUGUGGGCAUAGGGGCAUUUCACUUCCUUUAACCCAGAUGUUUCCUUGGCCAGCAUUUGCAAACUGAGUUGACAACAUUGUACAGAUGCUAGAAACCAAGAUGAGUGCUCUGUUGCUAAACCACUUCCUUGUAAUUGAGCUAAACCAGGCUGUGUCAUGUGCUCAGGGUUGUUCUAGAAGACACUUGCUUAGAACUUUAUUCUGUAAAGUUGAUUGCUAAACAUGACCUCAUUAAUCAACUGCACAAUUGUACUGACACUAAUGUCGAAUCUUAAUUGCAUCAUAUUACACCUACUUUGUGUACCUAACUGAGAGCAGUUCAGCACAGCAUAUAUAUACAAGUAAAUAAUAGCCAUACAGUAGUUUAGAAGUUUCCUCUUUGCCUGAAUUUUAAUGUCUAAGAAAUGAUUGUUGCAAAUUAUGGGAAUGAAUUUGGACUGUUUUAAUUUUCUGUCCUAAAAUAGGAAGUAAAUGUUUACAACCAUAAGCAACUUGGCUUAGAUUCCUGGCAUCAGGGAAUCCCGCAAACUUCUACAAGUAGAGUUCAGCCUUAUUUUUUAAAAUAGCAAAAUAUAUUAUGGGAGAAAACUGCAAUAGUGAGUGACUAACUUAAUGCAGGGGUUGGGUGGCGCUGUGGUGUAAACCAAUGAGCCUUGGGCUUGCCGAUUGAAAGGUCGGCGAUUCAAAUCCCCGCAACUGGGUGAGCUCCCGUUGUUCGGUCCCAGCUCCUGCCAACCUAGCAGUUCAAAAGCAUGUCAAAGUGCAAGUAGAUAAAUAGGUACUGCUCCGGUGGGAAGGUAAACAGCGUUUCCGUGCACUGCUCUGGUUUUGCCAGAAGCGGCUUAGUCAUGCUGGCUACAUGACCCGGAAAAACUGUCUGCGGACAAACGCUGGCUCCCUCGGCCAGUAAAGUGAGAUGAGCACCGCAACCCCAGAGUUGUUUGUGACUGGACUUAACUGUCAGGGGUCCUUUACCUUUAACAUAAUGCAUUGUCAAUUAUAAACUAACAUAUCAUUCCUCUACUCUCUCACAAUAGGCUGCCAACAGUACACAAACAAAACAUGUGAGGAAUGCCUGAAAAAUGUCACGGUAAGUAGUAUACAAUUGCAGAAUGCAUAUUGUAACUUGAAAUUGUCUAUGAGCCUGCUGUGUGCUGUGAUGUUAAAGGCCAGCCCAACCCAAAACUGUUCAGGCACUCAAGAGUUCAUCCACAGGGCUAUGCCGUCAACCAAAGGUGAACGGUUCCAGAAACCCUGCAAAUGCAAUCUUGGUAGUCAAGAUAACCCCACAGUUAAUUGGUAGUUGUAACCAUGAGCUCAUAUAUGUUCAUAUUCACUUGCUUUGAUAUAGGCCAAUUGGCUUGCUUUGAUUUUAUCCUUAUCUGUGGGCUUGGGGUGCUGGGCUCUGAGCCCAGAAAAGGGGAACUAUCUGUAAGAUUUGGUUAUUUGCCAUCUAUGCCCUCAUCUGGUCAGGUGAAGUGCUGGAAAGUGCUGGCCAAAGUGACGUAUGCUGUUUUGGGUAUAAAGAAUGUAUAAACAUUUGCUUGGGCCAUCUCCUUGCUCCAGUGUCCUUCCGGUAUCUGUAAAGGCUGGGAGACCUGGCAGGCUGACUUGUUGAAAGACUACACCUCUCUUUUAAUAAAGCAUUAGACGUGAUUGCUCUGGUGCUUUUGACAUCCUCCUUAGGUAUCCCUGCACCAAACUACUCCCAAGAGCCCUCCUUUGGGCUGGUGGAUCAGGACUGGGGCUCAGCAAAUACAAUAAAAGGAAUAAUUCUGCAUGUGCAGUAAGAAUGAAUGCAUCAGAUUGUUUCUAUUUUUAAUGGGGAAGCCUCUUCCAGAAUACAAGCUUUGUGUAUGCACAGGGAGCUGUUGGAUUAGCACAGGGGUGAGGAAUCUUAUUACCGUUGCUCACGCUGGCAGGGGCUGAUGGGGUUUGUAGUCCAACAUCUGGAGGGCCAUAAGUUCGCCACCCCUGGCUCAGAUGCUCCUGCACUACACAAUCUACUCUACACACACUCAAUAGGAUGGUCAGUGAUACAGAAUCAAGCUUGUUGUGCAAAAAUUAUCAAAUCUUGCUUUCUCAAGUAAGUUUAUAACAUCCUUUUUCUUUCUAUAGAGACCAGUAUAAUAUUACAUAAAGCCAAAUCAUCCUGGGAUGAAUAGAUAUGAGGCAUAGGCACCACUCUUCAUUAUACAGUAUACUUCAAAUAAAUUAAUUAACUAGUCCCCUUCCUCAACAGAUUUAAGUUGCAAGCCUGUGAUCUCUUACUUGCAAAUUGUAUUGUGAAAUCCCUCUUCCAAUUCUUGAGAAAUGUUUCUCAAUCAGUUGCUAGUUCGUCCAACUAAAAAGAAAUCACUGUUAGUUGACAAUAAGUGCAGAUACAUGUUUAGGCAAGAAAAGAGGGGUCUUUAAGUACAAAAAUUUGAGAGCCAGCAUCUUUGAGUUAUGUAUGAACUGGAGAUACCUGAGAAACAUCCAAUGAGUAUUUUGAUCGAUAAUUUACCAGAUGUUGCUUCUGAGCAACUUCUCUAUGACCUGGACUUGAGCAGGGGUUUUAUACAAGUCUCAUUGUACUGAAGCAUCCAGAUCUUGAUUUUUCUUGCAGUUGUCUGGCUUUUCAUAUUGGGAAAAUGCAGGAAGACUUAUUGCAUUCAAGUCCUAUUGAAAAUUUAGUCAAAAUAGUUUUUAAGGAUAGCAGAAUUUGCUGCCAGUUUUGGACAAAUGCACUAUUAGUUUAUAGAACUUAUUUGUACUCUCCUGCCAUUCCCUAUAGAACUGAUGAGGAACCAUUUUCAGUCAAAAAGCUGCAUUCCCUUCUGGGCAAUUACUAAGGGACUACAUGCCAGUGUGGGCAGGGCUAGAGGCAGAAGUGUGUAUUUUACCUUUGUACAGUAGGUUUGCUUCUACACACAUUCAUGCAUCACUUUCUGUUCUCACUUCAGGCAAGCAGGAAAUAUUAUUGAAGUUCCAAGGACACAUUCCAGCCAGGCAAAAAUAUCCGAGAGCCAGCUAAGAGAACAGUGGAGGGAUGCAUUUGGUGUCCAAGCCUGAGGUUCCCCAUCUGUGCCUUAUAAGCACAAAAGAUUUGUACUAAUCACCCAGCAAACAGAUUAUGCAAAAAAUGGCAUCUAAAUAUGAGCACGAGGGCUUUAUUUGGGAGGGGUGUGUGCUGUUGUUGUGGCUACUUGACUGCACAGUCCUUUAAUAUGCCAGAUGCAUUGUUUAGAAAGCACUGCAACUAUGGAGGCCCUAGAGGUGCACAGUGUAUAAUUCUGAGGCUUGGAAAAACCGCUUCCAAUUUGCUGCCUCUUUCUGUAAGAGUUUGAAUCUAAUGUUAGUCCUUGACCUCUAGGUGCUUUUGACAGGGUACCCUUUGGCUUCACUUGUGCUGAUCACAAGAACAGUCUUCCUUGAUCACUACAACUUCUGUCUGUGGCCACUUUAUACAGUUCAUUUACUGAUCUAUUAUAGUUCCCGGUUUCCACAUAAGAAGAUUUUUAUUUGGUACUAAUCCCAUGCAUAUGUAACAGCCAACUACAUAUUUUAAUGUGGCUGGGAUUGUUUUUGUGUGUGGACAUGUUAAAUGUGAUCAUGUGUUUAACACAAUGAGUAGUUUGUCUCUCUGCUGAAUUAAGGGAAGCUUGCUUCAAGUAAGUACAAAGGAUUGCAGUUCUAGACUAAACAAGUUUUUAUGAUCUUUUAAAAUGACCUACAUUUGAUGCUUUUUCAGAUGGGAUUACUUGGCAAAACGAAACUCAAGAAGACCUAGUGCUUCAGUAGUGCGGUGUUGGGACUAAAGUUGAAGCAGUGCUCUUGAAUUCUUGGCAAUGCCCUCUAGUCAGUAAGAUUACAUAGAAGCAAUAUUGAUAACGUUGGCAUACAGUUGUGUUCCUUUCACUAUCUUUGGGCGAUACCCAGCUCGUUCAUUCUCAGAAUAGACUGGUUGAAAUCAGUGGCUUGAAGUUACUUAAGUAAACAUAUUUCCGUGGGUCUCCUCUAAGUAUGGAUAUUGCCCUUCAACUUUAUCCCACUCAGCUGUUUUGUUUGUUUGUUUAUCGGCUUGUUGUACUUUCCACCUCUUCUUUUUCCAGUGUUUAUGGUGCAGCAGCAGCAAACAAUGCCUGGAAUAUCCUGUUCGAAAUAUCCUCCCUCCCAGUUCACUUUGCCAGUUGAGUAAGGCCCGCUGGGGUGUCUGUUGGGGUGAGUAACUUCCAGGAGUACUACAUGUGUGUCAUUGGCAUUGCAAUUUUCUCUAUAAACAAUUCCUAGAUUGCUUCUUGGAUGCAGUAAAUAUUCCUCUUCUCAAUAACUUUCUUUAAUAUUAUUUAGGGUAUUAUAAGUAAACGUAUCAGAAUUUUGCAGUCUCCUUGCAACAUGGGCAGAUCAAGUUACUACAGCUUACAAGUUGAUAGAAAGCAAUGGAACUCCUUUACUUGCUACCAGCAGCAAAAUGUUCUGUGAGAUUAUUUUACAGAGAUUUUUUUUCUGAGUUAUUUUUCUGGAUUAAACAGCAAAUCAUUACUGCAGCAAGAUCAUGGGGAUUCUUUCUAGUUAUGCUCCUAUAUCACAGCAAAGAUAUUAGCAUUUUUAGUGGUUAGUUAGGUGUUACUAAGGGACAUGGAUGGUGCUGUGGGUUAAACCACAGAGCCUAGGACUUGCCGAUCAGAAGGUCGGCGGUUCGAAUCCCCACGACAGGGUGAGCUCCCAUUGCUUGGUCCCUGCUCCUGCCAACCUAGCAGUUCAAAAGCACGUCAAAGUGCAAGUAGAUAAAUAGGUACUGCUCUGGCGGGAAGGUAAACGGCGUUUCUGUGCGCUGCUCUGGUUUGCCAGAAGCGGCUUAGUCAUGCUGGCUACAUGACCCGGAAGCUGUAUGCCGGCUUCCUCGGCCAAUAAAGCUACAUGAGCUCCACAACCCUAGAGUCGGUCAUGACUGGACCUAAUGGUCAGGGGUCCCUUUACCUUUAGGUGUUACUAGGAUAAGCAGAGUAUGAUGAUGUUUCUCCCAGUGUUUUGGUAAUUACAAGUUAAGCAACUUCUGAACAUGAAGAUUCCAUUAUGCAUUUUGUGAUCAAUAGUUUUGGAUAUAAAAUGAAACUAAACCUUAAAAAAGAAAAUUUAAAGCUAUUGUGGUAGCAGAAGGCUCAGCAUUAUAGAUGUCCUAUAGAGGACAUUGCCCAUCCAAUGGCUCAAUUUGUAUGAAGCUGCUGCACUGAGUUUGUCCUCCAUGCUUUAACUGGGCAUGUUUACAGUGAUUUGUGUAAAAUAACUUUAAUUUUGAAAUAAAUGACUUAGGCCUAUUUUAAAUUCAGAGUUUUUUGGGGGGUUUUUGGCAAAUGGCUCACUCACUACUUUUCUUGUGUUAUAUAUUUCAGUGAAUUUUGAAGCUCUCAUAAUUACAAUGUCCGUGGUGGGAGGAAUAAUCCUUAUUGCUCUUUGUGUUUGUUGCUGUUGUUGCUGCAGGAAAAAAAAGAGCAGAAAGUAAGUAUCUGAACAUGUUCUUAUUUUUUAUACCGUAAAUACCAGUAAUAUACUUACCUUAAUGACACCCCUCAAGUUAUGGCAUACCUAUUCAUAUAUGUCCUAAAUGCUCUUGUUUUGUGCAGACCUGAUAAGGAGGAUGAGAAAGUUGCCAGAGAGAGAGAGCAGAGAAGAGUAAGACAGGAAGAGAGGUAAGUUGCUGUCAACCUACAGAUGUUGUCAGGCCUGCUGCUCCCUUCCCUUUUGAUGUUAAGACCAGAUGUUUGCAGAAAACACCUGGAGUAACAGAGUGUUGCAGGUGCUCUUUAUACAUUAUUCCUCUGCUGUAAUACUUAACGUGUUGGCCUUGGAGGACUUCAGUGUUUAUAAGCAUCUGGAAUUAUAUUGUAACCUGCUUGAAGGUCCUAUUGCUUGAAGGUCCUAAUCUUCAAUUAUAUUGGAAUUAUAUUGGAAAUUAUAUUGUAACCUGGAAUUAUAUUGUAACCUGCUUGAAGGUCCUAAUCUUCAAAAGCACUUUGAAGAUUCUAUUGGUCAAAAGACGGUAUAAAAUUAAUCUUGAAUGUAGGUAGUUGGGAGCUGUCUUCUCACUAACAUAAUUUCCUUCCUACACAGGAGAAAACAAUGUAUAUAAAAUCAUUCUAAAUUGCAAACAUCCUAAGACAUGUUAUAUUUCUUGCAGGAGAGCAGAGAUGAAAUCAAGGCAUGAUGAAAUCCGGAAAAAAUAUGGUAAGUGCCAAUGGCUAGCUGUCAAAUUCAUAAGAUGCUUCAUCUUAGUGUGCUAUAUGUCAACAUGUGAUAGUUACCACUUCAACUCAUUACGCGACGGAAUGGUGUCCCAGUUUUUGACUGGCCUUGGUAACCAGGCUAAAAAACCCCUGAUUGCCAGCAAUCUCUCUCUCUCCCAUCUGUUGCACCUGCACACAAAUGUCAGGAAAUAAACCCUGCUCCCUAACAGUUCAGCUGUUCCAAAAAUACUAAAGGCACUCUGCCCUUAGUAAGGGUACAAAACUGACUGGAGUUUAUACUCUCUAAGUGUAUCAUUUAACUGAUUUUGCUUAAACAGUAAUUUGGGUGUUGGUAAUUCUGAUAAGCUGUUGUCAGCUUUUCCUUAUUAUUAGAUCAGUACCCCUGACACAGACGCGGGUGGCGCUGUGGGUAAAACCUCAGUGCCUAGGACUUGCCGAUCGUAUGGUCGGCGGUUCGAAUCGCCGCGGCAGGGUGAGCUCUCGUCGUUCGGUCCCAGCUCCUGCCCACCUAGCAGUUCGAAAGCACAUCAAAGUGCAAGUAGAUAAAUAGGGACCGCUUUAUAGCGGGAAGGUAAACGGCGUUUCCGUGCGCUGCGCUGGUGCAGGCUCGCCAGAGCAGCUUCGUAAUGCUGGCCACGUGACCCGGAAGUGUCUCCGGACAGUGCUGGCCCCCGGUCUCUUAAGCGAGAUGGGCGUGCAACCCCCGAGUCGGACACGACUGGCCCGUACGGGCAGGGGUACCUUUACCUUUACCUUUACCCCUGACACAAGAACCAAUCAGUUCUGGGUUAAGCCAAAAUGUUAUAAACAUAAUUUAUUGUAUUAUAACUCUUUAAAAUACUUGUCCAAAAACAUGUUGCAAGAAAGGAGUUGUUGGGGUUUUUUUAACCAGAUGCCACAUUGUGUGGAAUAUUUGGAUAGGCAAACCAUUGAGAAAUGCAGUUCACUAGACUUUGAUCCUGCCCCCUACUUUCACGAAUACUGGCAACCACUUUUCAUCACCUCCCUCGGCUACUUCCUUUUCAUAUUUGCCCCUCACCAAUAUCUUUGAUCUCUGUGUUCUAACCAGAUGUUAUUUUUCCCCCAGGUUUGUUUAAAGAAGAGAACCCAUAUGCCAAAUUUGAAAACAACUAAGAUUUCUUUUGAAAAGCCAAAGUAAGCUCUGCCAGUGCUGUCUAUAGAAUGUGUAGUACAGCUGCUAAAAGAUCCAGUAAAUUAGAUGCCUUAAUUGCAAAUGGAAAAUUGGUCUUACUAGAAGACAGCUGUUAAUAAGCAGCAAGAUAAACGAACAAGCCAAACAUACCUCUGAAAACCAGAUGGCCUAGCAGGCUGGAGAUGUUAGAUUUUUCUUCUUUCUGUCCUGCAGGUGUCUGUGCUCUUACAUAGUUUAGCAUAACCUUUGUUUGCUGGUCAAAUGUUGGAACAAAUUUAUUCAUGAAGUGGAGAGGGACAGUGCACAUUUCUUCUUGUCAAUCUUUUCUAUGGUCAACAAAUUAUAGCUAUUUUUAAUUGAAGGCUAGGAGUUGGGUGGUUAUAUCAAAAAACAAGGUGGGUAGGCUAUGUGAAAGGAACAUAAGCUUUAAUUGUGCCAUUAGCAAAAAGUGCCUAAAUUGAUCUUUAAAAACAUUUUGUUUGCAGCACAGAUGUUUUUAUAGUGCGAUUGUGUAGGUUUGCACUUUUAUAUAUGAAUACUACUUUUUCUUCUGGACUACGUAUGCGUGUUCCUUCUGUUCCUUUGCCUCUUUUAAAUCACUUCAACUACAGAAAUAGUUAGACUGAUUUAUGUUAGUAACAGUGUGAUACGAAUGCUUUACUGGUGCUGAUUAAAUGGCUGCUUGUAUUGGAAUUUUAAAGGCUCUUCUUAUAUUUAAGAACUUUGUACUGCUUGUAAUUAUCUGAAGCAAUGUAUAAUCUUGGAAAGAAUGUCCUUAGUAACCAAAUCAGAAGAAUGAAAAGGCUCCUUUUUUGAAGUAAAGAACCAUAAUGAAGCCUUGGGGUUGAUUUCUGCUGCCUAGAGUAAGGCCUGCCAAUACAAUAUUUGGCUUGAUGCAAUAGCCUGUUUUUCUUCAGGCUGUUCUACGUCAAGAGUCCUAUGCACUGGAGUUUCUUUAUAAAGACAGAUUAAUAAGGAAAGUAACUUCUUAUUGUUUACUGUCAAGUGGAAGUGGAUUAAAACAAAACCGUGAAAUAAUGAUUUGGAGGACUGGCUACACUUCGAAUGUAUAAAGUUUGUUUCCAAGGAAACUUUAAACACUACAUUUGCCUGGAGUGAAAUAGCACCUAGGUCAUAAACACAGAACUUGUGAAAAAUGUGGAAUGAUAUUUUCAUUUCCCCCACCCCAAAAUAGAAAGCAUUAGCUAGUAUAGAGAAAUUAAAUGUCUGAUUUUCAUGCCCACACCCUUCUAAAAACACAAAUACAUAUGGAGGUAUAUUAGUUACUGAAGUAGUAAGAUUCCAUUGUAAUCUUAAACUUUUAUAUAUGUUGUCAAAGUCACAAACACAUAUAAUACUUUGUAUUCAUUUAAAUAUCUUUACUCUUCUGUUGACAUCUUAAAAAACAAGUUGAAAUCUGCCGAAAUUUGCCGACAAUGCGUAGUAAAUUCCAGAAAUACAGGAUAUUGUUUUAUAAAAACUUGCAUACAAUUAUUCUGCCAUAUUAACAAGUAAAAUGAAUUAUUUACUGUAGCAAAAUUUGUAAUUAUUUACAUAAUAAAAUAAAUAUUUAAUAUCUUA